Messenger RNA from Hippopotamus amphibius kiboko, 665 nucleotides. RefSeq names its product mitochondrial ribosomal protein L51 (gene MRPL51). Gene Ontology annotation, molecular function: structural constituent of ribosome. Gene Ontology annotation, cellular component: mitochondrial large ribosomal subunit. The transcript is spliced from 3 exons. The record is from RefSeq and is a predicted model, not a curated record. Lineage: Eukaryota; Metazoa; Chordata; Mammalia; Artiodactyla; Hippopotamidae. Gene Ontology annotation, biological process: translation. The coding region runs from base 161 to 547 and encodes 128 amino acids.
CCCUGCGCCCGGAGCUACCUGGGUAAAGCCCAAGAUGGCUGCGUGCGCGUAGUAGCCUGUGAGGCCAGCGGGGACGGUUCUUGUUUUCUCCUUGAAGGCCACGCCUGACUCUCCCUCCUGUGCUCGUGCGGUGGGCUGCUGUAGGGGAGAGACGAGAGCAAUGGCCGGGAGCCUCUCUUGGGUGGCAGGCAGGAGCCUGUGGGGCCAGGUGCCGCUGGCCUGCAGAAGCUUGUUUCUGGGUGUUCCUAGGUUGUUCCAUGUAAGGGUCACCCUCCCACCCCGUAAAGUGGUUGAUCGUUGGAACGAGAAGAGGGCCAUGUUCGGAGUAUAUGACAACAUCGGGAUCCUGGGAAACUUUGAAAAGCACCCCAAAGAACUGAUCAAAGGCCCCAUAUGGCUUCGAGGCUGGAAGGGGAAUGAAUUGCAGCGUUGUAUCCGAAAGAAGAGAAUGGUUGGAAAUCGGAUGUUCAUUGAUGACCUGCACAACCUUAACAAACGCAUCAGCUUUCUCUACAAACGCUUUAACCGACACGGAAAGUACCGGUAGAAGGGAAAGCUGGAACUGUGGAAGAGGCAUAUCUAUCACCCAAGAGAAAGGGACAGUACUUUUCCUUAUGAGGAUAGGGAUUUGUAUGUUCUCAGUAAUAAAAUGGGACUUCUUUGUA